Molecule: messenger RNA, 4771 nt
Organism: Porites lobata
Lineage: Eukaryota; Metazoa; Cnidaria; Anthozoa; Scleractinia; Poritidae
Source: the annotation of a GenBank genome assembly
CUCUGAUCGCUGUUUCGGCUUUGUGGACAUCAUCUGACUACAGCUUUCACUUUGUCGGCUUGAAUUUUAAGAGAAUACUCUUCUUAACGAGGUGAGAUUUUUAUUUAUUGCUUAUUUUUCUUGUGCACAGUUGUCUGUGUGAAACUGUGGAGAUAUGAGCGCAUUUUUACAGUUUGCAUGUAGUCACAUUAUGAUACAGGCGGGAUAGUUUUUGUUUGCAAUGUACAAUAAUUUUUGGACUCGCCAAGACCAUGAAACUUAAUGCCAUUAAACUCAGGGUUGUUUCAACGCCUUUAUGAACCUAAAGGCGAUAAUUUGGCGAUUCCUUAAAGGAGGUGUUCUCGUUGCAUUUGGAAAGAAGAUCAAGGGAAGGUUUAUCAAAGGUUCUGUUUCAUUUUGUGUAUGUCACACAACACCGACAUGCCUGUUACAAUUUUGUAAUUCUCCUCAACUAGAAUCGAAUAUGGAUUAAAGUCAAAACAAAAGUGAUCAGAUGAUGAAGUGUUUGUUGACAGCAUCCUUACUACUACUGAUCUGAUAGUAUUCAAUAAAUUUUCUGCUGCAAAAUGGCAGAUUAUGUACUUAUCAGCUGCCAUCUCGAGGGGUGGGGGGGAGGGGUCAACCCCAGGGAUGUUAUGCGGGUCGUUGGCAUUCCUGAAAAUUUUAAGUGCGGGAUGGGGGACAAAAUUGCCUUUGCACUUUCAUAGUAGGAUCCCGGGGAAAAACCCAUUAGGAUUUGGAAUGCAUCUAUUAUGAAUCCUACAAGAACAAUGUUGUCCUUUCCAAUUCCAUGACUUACAAAAGAACAUGAAGGUGCAUUUCUUGGCUUUUUUUUAUCAACCCCUUCCAUUACGAUUCUAUAAAGAGGAAUUUUCAAAAUAAAUAGAAGAAAAGUUUUGUUGCUGUUUGCAAGUCCCUUGAAUUUUUGCACUUUGUGACAGAUUCCAUUCAUCCAAACCGAAUCACCCCAGGGGGAGGGGUGAUGGGAGCUUUUUGUCAAAAAAUAUUGCUCGUCAGUGGGGGAAUUUAUUAAUGUUGUUGCCAAAAUGGGUCGAUCCCUCAAGAUGGCCACUGAUGAGUGCAUUAAACAGAUCCUGAGAACAUUUAAAUUUUUUGUUGAUUAUUGAACGGGCCUUCCUUGAGCUAACGUGUGAGCUGGGGAAGAUAAGGCAAAUACUGUAUUCUGAUUGGCCAGUCAACUGGGCAACAUUAGCCUGUCUUCCCUGCUAUAUUCCUCAAGAAAAUAUAAGAUAUUCCUUUUAUAGACCAGGCUUGUUUGGUCAAGAUGGCUGAAUAUUAGGCUUUUCAUAUUUGUGUUUGCUAGGAUGGGUCUUGAUUCUCACUCCAUAAAAAUGCCAGAAAAUAGUUGGCCAAUCUCCAGCCAUCUUGAUGGUCAGUGAUGUAAAAUAUGUUAAAUUUCAUACGUAGUGCACUGCAGCACUUGAGUCGUCCUUCUGAAUUUCUAUUUUUUCUGCCAAUUGUCACCUGUAACACAUGUCAUUCUUCCCUCCCUAUACAGAAUACUGAUAUGAGUAGUAAUAGGCGACUUAAGCGGAUUGCUGGCCACUUGGACAAGUCUGGGAAAACAGGUGUGUCUUCACAAGACUGUGCAGCUACAUCUCCAGAAGCCAAACCACAGUCUCAAAACAAGAUUCCAGGUAGACAAGAUAUUCUCAAGUGGAAUGGUUGGGGUUACAAAGAUUCUCAGUUUAUGAUUAAGGAUGGCAAAGCUCAAUUCACUGGCAGUCGAUACCUUCUUGGAGGACUUACUUUUCCUAAAUUAGCAGACUGGUUUACUAAAGAGUGCCAUGCAGACAUAAACAUUAGUUCACCUUCCAAACCUCUCCCUGAUCCAAGCACCUUACCAACUUCACAGAUAAACCAGCCUUUCUUCAAUUGUGUCAAAGAGUCUGGAAUUCAAUUUACUCUCGACCCUCACACGAGGCUCUUUCAUGGUCAUGGGCAUACUUGCCAUGAGAUUUUCGAGCUCCGUCACGGCGUACUUCACCGCAUCCCUGACAUCGUCAUUUGGCCAAGCUGCCACAAGGAUGUGGAGAAAAUAGUACGACUGGCUGUAGAACACAAUGUCUGUAUUAUUCCCUUUGGGGGAGGUACAAGUGUGUCUAACGCGCUAGAGUGUCCGGUGGAAGAGAAGAGGAUGAUUGUGUCACUAGACAUGACUGAGAUGAAGAAGAUUCUUUGGGUUGAUGAAGAAAACUUAGUAGCUCAUAUUGAAGCAGGGAUUAUUGGACAAGAACUGGAGAGACAGGUGGGUAGUAGCUUGACUUUUUAAGUCAACCCCUUUGGGUUAACGGUAUUGGGGUGGGGGGUGGGGGUGGGGUAGCUUGUAAGAAAAAAUUUAGGUUUGUUGAUCCCCUAGCUAUACUCCAAGGCUGUGCUCUAGCAGAGCGUGGUGGCCCGUGGCGCCUAACUUUUGUUCUUGGGCGACUAGAAAAUCUUAGCUUUUUCAUAGAAAUCAUAUGCUGGGCACACUGGAUUUCACAAGUUUAGAGUACUGGGCUCUCUUCAAUUUUUCCUAGAGCACAGCCUUGUGCUCCCUCUGCCUUGGUCUGCCUUUCCUAUAUCUGUAGAUGGUCAAACCAUUUCAUGGCUUGAAUAAACACAUGGUGAGAUGCAAACACAGGAUGCCACUAAUUACAGUGCGACUACUCGAACCGGAGCACUUGGGAGAAGAUUAUCCAAUCACAACGUUUUUUGAAAACAAAAUAUUCUCAAGUUUUUUUUGCAAACAGACCAAUAACCUUUAAGGUGCAACUAUCCAACUGUUUAAAACGUUAAAACCGUUUGAACUUACCUGACCUCUCAGGAAACAGCAUUCAAAUUCUUGAAUGUUAUUGGUCCAUUUGCAAAAAAAAACUUGAGAAUCCUUUGUUUUCAAAAACCGUUGUGAUUGGAUAAUCUUAUUCCAAGGGCCCCGGUUAGAGUAGAUGCAUUGUAAGGACCAUUAUGAUUAUUGGCCCAUUACUACAUCUUAAUUUGCAACAGAAAAAGAGGUCAGAAACACUGAGUAAGAUUGGUUAUGAUUCUAUUAAUUUUUCGUCUAAUAAGAGUUUUUACUGGUAAGUAACUGGAGUGGUUUGCUGAUUAGGGUUGACCUUUUUUGACAUUUCCAAACUUUUCUUCUUUUCAUUUGAAAAUCAUGCGAUCAAACUCAAACUGGUAUGGCGUAAACUGUUCAUGAUCUAUAAUUAUAAUUGCUGGAAGGGUUGUUAAGAAACAUGGUCAACUUGAAGCUUAUUUCCACCAAUAACUGGCCAUUUGUCUUUUUUUAGUUGAAUGCAAGAGGUCUUUGCGUUGGUCAUGAGCCUGAUUCCUUGGAGUUCAGUUCUCUUGGAGGCUGGGUUGCUACUCGUGCUUCUGGAAUGAAAAAGAAUAUCUAUGGCAACAUUGAAGACAUCCUGGUGCGAGUCAGAAUGGUUACGCCGAGAGGGACUGUGGAGAAAAGCUGCCAGGUUCCCCGUAUGUCCACAGGCCCGGAUAUCCAUCACGUCAUUCUAGGCUCGGAGGGUACGCUGGGCGUAGUAACCGAGGUGAGCCUACGAAUUCGGCCCCUCCCCGAGUGUAAAGUGUAUGGGUCAAUAGUUUUUCCCACAUUUGACAUCGGAAUUGCCUGUGUGAGAGAGAUUGCGAAGCAGCGAUGUGCACCAGCUUCAAUUCGCCUGAUGGACAAUGAACAGUUCAUGUUUGGACAGGCUUUGAAGCCGGAGGGUGGGUCGUAUUUUAAGUCAUUUCUUGAUGGUCUGAAGGCUGUUUACCUGACGAAGUUUAAAGGUUUUGAUCAUCAUCAGCUGUGUGUUGCCACCUUGUUGUUCCAAGGUGACAAGCAACAAGUCGCAGACCAACAAAGAAGAAUCUACGACAUCGCCUCUCGUUAUCGAGGCAUCCCUGCUGGUGAAGAAAACGGCCAAAGAGGGUACAUGCUGACCUUCGUGAUCGCUUACCUCAGGGACCUAGGCUUCGAGCAUCAUUUCCUGGCCGAGUCAUUUGAAACCUCUGUGCCCUGGGAUCGAGUCUCUGAUUUGUGCCGCAACGUGAAAGAAGCACUCAAACGAAAAUGCGCGGAGCUUGGGAUCAAGUACCCACCCCUGGCCACGUGCCGUGUGACGCAGACCUACGACGCUGGCGCGUGCGUGUAUUUUUAUUUUGGCUUUUAUUACCAUGGGCUGUCCAACCCACUGGAGCUCUAUGAUCAGGUGGAGACUGCAGCGCGAGACGAAGUGCUGGCUAAUGGUGGAAGCUUGUCUCAUCAUCAUGGAGUCGGUAAGUUGAGGAAGAAAUGGCUGCAGCAGACCGUAUCUGAUGUGGGCAUAGAGAUGCUACGAGGAAUCAAGCAAGCUGUAGAUCCUCAGAAUAUAUUUGGAAAUGGCAACUUGCUGUAGUUGCACUUAUUUCAACUUCAUGGGUACUGAUUCAUUAUAAUUUGAAACUUUGAUUUAAUUGCACUUGGGACUGCCGACUGGGAAUUCUUCCACGUAAGGUGACAAAGUCUGUAUACUGAAAAAAGGGGUUUCUUGAUGGAUGCGCCCGGAUGGAGGAUGUCCAGUGUCACUGAUUGUUAGAGAAACCGUUGUACGUUGUCAUUUUGCAAAAACCUGGCGUAAAGAUACUCUGAACUUCACUGUGAUUGUGAAUAAUAGCCAUUCUCGUCCAGUAUUUGGGCUAAAUCUUGUCACGUGAUUUACGUAUGUUGCUUACUAUAAGGGCUUCAAGCGUUUUUCAUGGUAAUGUAUCAAAAUGAACUCUAGAACAG